GAAUUACUCAUCAAGCAUUCCACACUCAUCCCGGUGGCGCCAUGGGGAAGACCACGCAGACCACGAAGACCACGAAGACCGCGCGGCGAGUGCAGUCUUCCCGAGAUGGAGACUCCAGGCGCCUUCAGGAAGUUCUGCUUCAACGUCCGGCCACAGGCGCCUCCACCAGGCUGCUGAAGGCAGAUCUCAGUGCUCUCCGUAGAUUCCGAGGCAAAGCUUGCCCGCACUUUGGCAAGCGUGGCGUGGUGGAGUUCUUUGCAGAGCGAGGAGGCGAUGCGCCUUCGGGGGCUGCACGGCCUGCAACUUGGGCACCUCCACGCUUCAACAAAUACGCGGGCUGGGUGGAGUGGCGCAACGCUAUCUUCCUGUGGGUCAAUGCCAUGGGUGGCUCGUUUGACAAUGCCUUUGCCAAAGGAGGCCAACACAUCUCCUGGUACGUUGGUGGUGCAAACCCCACCGAGCGCUCUCCAAUUGUCCAGCGCUUGCUGUCGUUGAAGCGGGAUACGCAAGUGAUCCUUUUCAUCCGACCUCGUGCAACCGAUCCAUAUAUCAACUGCGGACCAUGCAACUAUGUGGCCCACAACCCACGGAAAAAAGGCUUCGAGUUUACCUGGAGCCUCAAGGAUUUCAAUUCCCUCCAGAAAUCAGAGGCGUUUAAAGAGAUCAUGAUGGCGACCCAGCCUGCAAGUGCAGCACGGGCACGAGUCAGGAAAUGGGCCUGAGAUCCGACCACAAUGGAGGUCGCAAGUCAGGGAAAAAGGCGUUUUGUAUCCCGUCGUGUCUUUUUUCCUGCUGUCGCAAAGCAGCGUCAAACUGGAAAAACAGACAUGUUGCCCCCGCCUCCUGUCGCUUGAUACUGUAUUUCUUUCUAGCUGUAGGCUCUUAUGAUCUUUCAAUGCAAGGGAGCAGCCUUACUAUGUUCAAACCCUGCUUUGUGUUAUUCUUGAGUCUUCAGGUUCUUGUGAGAACCGAUUCAAUAUGGCUCAACACUUUUGGACAGAGAUUCUCUACGACUUGCAUCUUGCCUGUGGGGGGAAAACCAG
Molecule: messenger RNA, 1043 nt
Organism: Durusdinium trenchii
Lineage: Eukaryota; Dinophyceae; Suessiales; Symbiodiniaceae
Source: the annotation of a GenBank genome assembly